UUUUUUGGUUUUGGGGGUAAAAGUUUUAAUCUUUUUCUUUAUGUUGAUCUUCGACAUGGGAAUCCAAUGUCAAAGAAAGAGGAUUAAAACAAUAAAAAGUAUAGGACCCACUUUCAGUUUGGACAUUUUGAAUGAAAAAGAGCAUUGGAGUUCUCAAUUGCUGGUUUUCUGGAUUGCAUUUUUUCAGUGUAUGGAGAGGAUCCAAUGCCUGUUUCUUUUGGGGUCUUAUAAAAUAAGAUAGGGUUUGCACUGGGUUUAAUGUGCGUCUGCUGCUACAAGUCUUGGGGUUUUCUUUUUUGGAUUUUAGUGCAUUUGAGGGCUCUUUCUGGUUACCCUUGUGAAUGACAAAGCUACUUUGCCUGGGUGUUUGUGUGAAUGUCUGUCCUUAAAGCAUUUUGGAUGCUGCUAGGCCUUCUGCCGCCUGAAUGCCUGCCGGAUCCUUUGAGGCUAAGAAAAUACAUUGGUCUUGUAAACUUAGGUUCUCUGGUUUUUAUAUGUUUCAGUAUGAGCUACAUUGGAUUGUGAAUGAAGUGGGAUUCUUCUAGGUAUGCAUUAUUUAAACUUAUGAAAUCUCUAGCUUAGGUUCGGGAGACUUUUGUAGAAAUCCAAGAGUCCACAAUAAUCAACGAAUCUAUAAAUUGUCCGCGCAUAAACUGUUCUGUGUUUCAUUUUGGGUGCGCGUCUUUAGGUGUUCUAGGUCUGCAUAUAUCCCAUUUUCUUCUUCUUAGGUCGGACAGAGAAUACACUGGGAUUCUUGGGUGCAUGGAUUUUUAUUUUGGGAUAUGAUAAACUUGGAUUUUUGGGCGCAUGGAUUUUUAUUUUCGUUUAUUUCUAAUGAAUCUAUGGGGCUGUUGUUCUUGGUUUGGAAUAUAUGUGUAAUGGCCACCUAAGUUCACAGUAGUUCUUACAUUCUUAGGGCGUCCAAGCAUAACUGGUUAUUUUUGCUGCCUUAUAUUUCGUGGGUGUGGUUGGUUAUACGAAUAUGCAAGGGAGCCUUCAUCUGAGGUCUGGUGCCCAAAAGUGUCAUUUUAUUGCAAUGUAUAAGAAUCAGCUUCAAGAGCUUGCUCAAAGGAGCUGCUUCAAUCUGCCAUCAUAUUCUUGUAUCAGAGAGGGGCCUGACCAUGCACCCAGAUUCAAAGCCACUGUUAACUUCAAUGGAGAGGUCUUUGAGAGCCCUAAUUAUUGCAGCACUUUAAGGCAGGCUGAGCAUGCCGCUGCAGAGGUGGCCCUCAGUACUCUCUCCAAAAGAGGACCUUCUCAGUCUUUGGCUGCAAGAAUACUGGAUGAGACUGGAGUUUACAAGAAUUUGCUACAAGAGAUAGCCCAGAGAGCAGGAGCACCUCUGCCAGUGUAUACCACAGUGCGUUCUGGAUUAGGCCAUCUUCCUGUUUUCACGUGUACAGUCGAGUUAGCAGGUAUAAAUUUCACAGGUGAACCUGCUAAGAACAAAAAGCAAGCUGAGAAAAAUGCUGCAAUGGCUGCCUGGUCAAGCCUAAGACAGUUGCCACAUCAAAGUGGAUUUUCCUCAGUUGAAGGAGACGGUAACGAGGAGCAGGAGCAAAUCACUAUUGCCAGAGCCCUUUCAAGCCACAGACACAAGGAGUUGACCUUUUCUAGGCAGUCGAAACAGCAGCACUCAGGAGCCAGGAGAAGGAUGUUGGCUCAAAGAGAGAGUGGGAGUCAUUCUUUCGAACAACAAUCUUUUGGAGGAGGAGGAUCUCAAUGGGUUUCUCCAGAUAUGUCCUUAGAUGGCUGUUCCAGGUUCAGUUCAAAUCAGAACCAGCACCAUCAGCAGAACCUCCAUCUUACCGCAUCUCCAUCAUCUGGAUCUAAGAUUUUGCCAUUUAUUAGAUCAAUCUUUCCGCAGAGGAAUAGAUCUGGGUCUCUUCAUGAUUCAUCAUCAGCAUCCUCUAUGUCAAGGGAAGCUAUUGCAGCAAAUAGAGCUGCUGCUGCUGCUGCAUCUGGCAGUAACUCUCGAAAUGAGCCAUUGGUACUGGCUUUAACAAGAGAAUCGGUUGCAGCUAACAGGACCAGUUCCAACAUCAGAACUGUUCAUAGACCCACAUCACAGCAGGCUUCACUGCCACUCGAAGAACAUGAAAGGGAUGAAGACGAAUGGCUUAGAGGAGAUUUUCCAAGGGAGAGCAAAGCAGCUAUAUUGGGCAUUUCCAAUUUAGCAGAAUGGGCUUCUGCAUUUGCUUCUACCAAUUCACUGCCCUGGGCUAAUUCUGCACAAUCGUGGAAUUUUAAUAGGCAGCAGCAGCAACAACAACACCAGCAACUAAUGCAACAAAGCAUUUCCCAACCUGUUUCCUCAUUUGGAGGAUUAGGUUGUCGAGCAACUCCUUCAUCCAUGGCGGCACCACCCGUGAGAAUAAGGACUGCAAUACCAGUAUGUGCAGACCCUCCCCAACGAAGGUCUUGUUCAGAGUUUGUAGGCAAUGAUGCCAAUUUGGUGCCUCCAACAAUGCUUUCUGCCCCGGCAGUCCGAAUUCGAUCUGCAAUACCAGUUUUCUCUGCUCCACCUCCUAGGAGGCCUUUACCACAAACACCAAAUAGAAUUUCUGUGGAGGAAGAAGACUCCACACUGCAAUUGCUCAAUCGUCUUCGAUUUUGAUAUCUUCAAUCUGGCCCACUGUUAUUUUUGAGGAUUCAUUCAUUUGAAGCCACUUUCCCCUAGCCCAGGCUGUGUCUGGCAAUCCCUAUUCUGCUUUUUCCCUCCUGUUUUUGUGCAAGGUUGUAGAGCUUAGACAAUUAAUGUAUUCUGGAGGGGUGUCCAAGCUCUUGACCUGAGUAUAUGAUAUUGUCCAUAAUAUAUAAAUCAUUGGAGCAGGCCUCUGUUACAUAUCUUUCAAAUGACACAAUAUUCUAGCAGGUUUUCAGAAAUCAGUUCUGUGUUUUGGAGGAUGUUGCAGCUAUUGAUGAUAUCUGCGGUUAUUAGAGAAUUGUCAUCUUAUAGUGUAUUGGGAUGAGAAAUCAUAAUUUUUUUAAUGGGUGCCAGAUGCAGUUGAAACAAAGUUGAAGAGGAGUCACCUGUAAAGACGGAUUUGUGGGUUUUUGUUUGAAUAUGCAAGUUUAUGUUAGUAAUAUGAUAUACAUUUGUUCCA
Cryptomeria japonica (Japanese cedar) is the source of this 3107-nucleotide messenger RNA. RefSeq names its product double-stranded RNA-binding protein 5. Gene Ontology annotation, molecular function: double-stranded RNA binding. The record is from RefSeq and is a predicted model, not a curated record. The transcript has 4 exons. NCBI's taxonomy places the organism in Eukaryota, Viridiplantae, Streptophyta, Pinopsida, Cupressales, Cupressaceae. Bases 983 to 2617 code for a protein of 544 amino acids.